This is a messenger RNA of Menidia menidia (Atlantic silverside), 3870 nucleotides long. The record is from the annotation of a GenBank genome assembly. NCBI's taxonomy places the organism in Eukaryota, Metazoa, Chordata, Actinopteri, Atheriniformes, Atherinopsidae.
CCACGACUGCUUCAGCGGUCACGUGACAGGCAGCCCGCCAAUCAGAGCGCGUCACAGACAGUCCCGAGCUCACCAACAGCGUCCUCGGGUCCAGCCACUGCCGCGACCGACUCCUCUUGGCGACAUCGGUGGCUAGGUGGGGGGGGGGGCUUGUUUUGAUUAAACUUUACGGAUUUUCUUUUCGUGGUUUUGCCGUCGCACCGUCUCGCUUGAACCCCAGGAUGUUCUGCGCUCUUUUUACACACUAUUUAAUCAGCCGUUCAUCGCACCCCGGCGGAGGGAUAAACUUUGGAGCAAGUGGUCUUAAAGAGGAGAAAAGCAACUUUUUUUUUCCCCCGAAACGCUGUACCAGUCAACGGACUGACCUAUGCUAAGCUAACCCGCUAGCCCAAAGUCUGGAAUGCAUUGGGAAUUCCCGGUAAAGGUUCACAGAGAAGAACGAGCAGACUUCACGUUUCGCCACACGGCUGCUACAUGCACUUUACCAGCGAGCCUGCCGGGGAAAAGCAGCCGGCCGGAGGCUCCGUGUGCGUGUCCAGAGCGGACGGUGCAGGUGCACCUCCCGCGGCACCUGCGGAAACUUGGUAACUUAGCUCCAAUCGGCGACGGGCUAACUUUUAGCCGGUUUAACGCAAAAGCCCCAAGCAUAAACUGUUCCGAGAGAGCCAUGGUGUCCUCGCAGACAUAAUUUGAAGCCUUGGCCGAUACUUCCCAGCUUUAUGUCGCUGCUCCACCACCAGCCCGUGGAGUGUGGCGUCUGCUGAAGCGUAAUUAGGCUAACUUUAGCCACCAGCAGCAGCCUCGCUAGCUGCUCGUUGACCCUCACACUUUUUCACCGGAGUGGCGACGUGGAUAGAGGCUUGUAUGCACUCGGUAUCUCCCACAGGACUUUGGACACAGUUUACAUCCGUCGUGAGCUGCGCAGGGGAUCCGUUCCUCCUCUUUUGCGGAUAGCCUCGCAAAUGUGGCACCGCGAUGAUUUUCUAAAGUUACGUUUGACUUUUUUUUAAAGUUUAGAUUUUGUCCUGAAAGCUCCGCACCCUAUGGUGCCGCUACGGCCACCGAGAAAUGGAUGUCUCGCAGGCCGCUUUCCCAAACGGUGAAGGGCGGCCGGGCGGCGGCGGUGGGACCGGGGAGCAUGCCUGGACGGAGUCCCCCACCGGCCGGGCGUGGGCUCACUCGGCCCCACUGUGCCCCACUCGGUCCCUGUGGACGGCCGCGUACGACUACGAGGCGAGCGGCGAGGACGAGCUCAGCCUCCGGCGAGGGGACGUGGUGGAGGUCCUGUCCAAGGACGCCGCGAUAUCCGGAGACGAGGGAUGGUGGACGGGCAAGAUCAACCACCGGGUCGGGAUCUUCCCCUCCAAUUAUGUUACUUACCAGCCCGCUAUUUACCGUCUCCCUGCGGCUGCCGGGUCGGUGGGGGUCCCGGAGCAAGUCCCGAGCCCUCCCGUCCGGAUCCCCUUCGGCGAACUGGUGCUGGAGGAGAUCAUAGGCGUGGGUGGAUUUGGCAAAGUUUACCGGGGCACGUGGAACGACCAGGAGGUCGCGGUGAAAGCGGCUCGCCAUGACCCGGACGAGGACAUAACGGCCACCGCCGGCAGCGUGAAGCAGGAAGCCAAGCUUUUCUCCAUGCUCCAGCACCCGAACAUCAUUAAGCUGGAAGGGGUAUGCUUGGAGGAGCCCAAUUUGUGCCUGGUCAUGGAAUACGCUCGAGGGGGGACGCUGAACCGGGCGCUGACCGGAAGGCGCAUUCCUCCACACAUCCUGGUCAACUGGGCCGUGCAGAUCGCACGCGGGAUGCAAUAUCUACACGAGGAGGCCGUGGUCCCAAUUAUCCACCGUGACCUGAAGUCUAGCAACAUUUUAUUACUUGAAGUAAUCGAGAACGACGACAUUGGAAGGAAGACGCUGAAGAUCACUGACUUCGGCUUGGCCCGGGAGUGGCACAAAACCACCAAGAUGUCCGCGGCAGGCACCUACUCCUGGAUGGCCCCGGAAGUGAUCAAGUCCUCUCUCUUCUCCAAAGGCAGCGACGUCUGGAGCUACGGCGUCUUGCUGUGGGAGCUGCUGACGGGGGAAGUGCCGUACCGAGGGAUCGACGGCCUGGCCGUCGCUUACGGCGUCGCGGUCAAUAAGCUAACGCUGCCCAUCCCUUCCACCUGCCCUGAGCCGUUUGCCAAACUCAUGGAAGAGUGCUGGGACCAGGACCCCCACGUGCGGCCCUCCUUCUCCUGCAUCCUGGAGCAGCUGUCGGCCAUCGAGGAGGCGGUGAUGGCCACCAUGCCGCAGGACUCCUUCCACAGCAUGCAGGACGACUGGCGCGUGGAGAUCCAGGAGAUGUUCGACGAGCUCAGGACCAAAGAGAAGGAGCUGCGUUCCCGGGAGGAGGAGCUGACCCGGGCGGCCCUGCAGCAGAAGUCUCAGGAGGAGCUGCUGAAGCGGCGGGAGCAGCAGCUGGCCGAGCGGGAGAUCAACGUGCUGGAGAGGGAGCUCAACAUCCUCAUCUUCCAGCUCAACAAAGACAAGCCCAACGUGAAGAAGAGGAAAGGCAAAUUCAAGCGCUCGCGCCUGAAGCUGAAGGACGGGAACCGCAUCAGCCUGCCCUCAGACUUCCAGCACAAAAUCACCGUGCAGGCGUCGCCCUCCAUGGACAAGAGGCGGAGCCUCCACAGCACCAGCUCCUCCCCCCCCAGCAGCCCCACGCUCAUCCCCCGGCUCCGAGCCAUUCAGCUUACUCAAGACGAGAGCAACCGCACGUGGGGCCGCAGCACCCUCUUCAGGCCAGAGGAGUUCGACGACGUGAAAAAGGGAAUCAAGAAGAAAGGAAGGACCUGGGGCCCCAGUUCAGUCCAGAGCAAAGAGAGACCGGCCGCCGCCGAGAGAGUGCGUCCUCUGUCGGACGGCAGCAACCCCUGGUCCACCAGCCUGAUGAAGUCCCAGAAGUCCGUGCCCCUCGCCGCCCUGUUUGUUGAGCAAGCCGGGGCGGGCAAAGACGAGGCCUACUCCCAGGAAUGUCCCGACAGCAGCUCCAAACCAAAGCAGCUCAAGUUCCCCAACCAGGUGUACAUCGACCUACCUCUGUGGAGGGACGAGCAGCAGCCCCAGAGCCCCGGCGGGGGCCACGGCCCGGGAGAGGCCGGGCCGGGCGCCGCCAGCCCCGGCGCCGCGCCCGAGACCGCCGCCGACGACCCCUGCACCACCACCUCCACCUCCUCCGCCUCCACCACCCCCCAGCUCACCCCCACCAACAGCCUGAAGAGGUCGUCGGCCCGCCGGAGGACGGACUCGGUCCUGUACGGCUGCGGCUCGCUGCUGGCCUCCGUGGUGCUGGGCUACGACAUCAGGGAGGCCCUGAGAAGCUCCGCCCCCGCCGAGGACCCCGAGCCCCCCAAAGAGGAGAGGGAGAAGAAGAAGAAGGAGGGCCUGUUCCAGCGCGCCACCCGCUUCCGCCGCAGCACCUCGCCGCCGGGCGGCCGCGCCCGCAGGGAGGAGGCGCCGCCCGCCCCCCCGCCCGUCAACCUGGUCUCCAUGUCGGCCAUCGUGGAAUGCAACUCCACCAAGCAGCAGAGGGAGGAGAAGCCCCCGGCGGGGGAGGCGGCCCCCCGGCCGCGGCCCGUGUCCUUCCGGGCCAAGCCGCACGCCUGGGCGCUGCUGCGCGGGCGCAACAAGAGCUACUCGCUGGGCCACUACUCCGGGGAGAAGGCGGCGCAGAGCCUGAGCCUGGUGCUGGCGGCGGAGGUGGGCUGCUCGCUGCUGGACAUGGACACGGAGGGCCAGAAGCGGGACUGCACCGUGCCGCUGUGCCGCAUCCAGAGCUCCCCGGCGCGGCCCUCCGUCUUCGAGCUGGAGAAGGAGUUCCUGUCGUGA